AUGCCUAUCUCAAUUCAAGAAAUCUGUAGUUAUGUUGGUGCUAUACCCCAUAGUAAAAAUUUUACUGGUGGUGAAAAUAUCAUCAAUCAAGGACACCUGUAAUUAAACUGCGGUAAGGUUAGCGAGGAAAAAAAUAGUUUAAAAAUUAUUGCAUUUUGUCUCCAAUCGUCAAGUAUCAGAGAUGAUCCUCAUGAAAUUAAUGGUGAGAUUAUGAAAGAUGGAAGAAUCACGGGUAUGAGUUGCUCUUGCAAAGCUGGUUUAGGUGGUGCGUGUAAGCAUGUUGUAGCAACGCUAUUUUAUUUGAACCGAAAUAAGUUGGAGAAUCUAAAAGUUAUCUCCUGCACGGACAAAAAGUGUGCGUGGAAUGCUCCAAAAAAGUCUGCACUUCAACAAUAUGACAUGAACCCUUUGAUGACACAUCACUGUCUUGCGAACAAAAUAGAAUUAUCACAGGAAAGAAAAUUAAAGCGUAAUAAAGUAAAAAGUUGCACCUUAAAUACCCUCGACGUAGCAUUACAAGUAACAGAAGGUGUACAUUUCGUGGACCCUGGUGAAGCUGAUAAUACAAACGAGUAUGAUGAUUCGGAACCUACUUUAGAAAAUACUGCAGAUGCUAUACAACAAACUGACCAUGAUAAUGAAGAAGAAUUCAGACAAAUAAUGAUUAAUAAUAAUCCAUCAUCAGCUUUAGCUCUGCACAUAAUCGGAAGACAUGAUCCUGUGAAAGCUCUUGAUAACAAGAUAACAAUAUCCGCUGAAAAAUUAAUGGCCAUUAUAAAAAAUCAAGAGACGUCUAAAUUACUUUCGAAAUUAAGUGAAUUGAAAAUCAAAUUUUCAAUUAAAGAAUGUUGUCAAAAAGUAUUUACUCGUCUGUCAUCUGAUGUUCGAACAAUCUGUGAAGAAUCGUAUAAAUUUCAUAGUGUAUGGCUAAAAGAAAGACAGUUGAGGAUAACGGCGAGUAAUGCCUAUAAAAUUUAUACUUAUCGCAAUAAUAAACAGCCAGACUGGAAGAAAAAAUCUUUAGAUUACUUUUUUGAAGCUUCAUUUAGUAAUGCUGCUACAAAAUACGGUCUUGAACAUGAACUUUUAGCUCGUGAAAUUUAUGAAGAACAGAUAUCCGAUGAAAUAUUCAGUGUGGUUUGA
This is a messenger RNA of Cotesia glomerata, 1143 nucleotides long. RefSeq lists its product as uncharacterized. Gene Ontology annotation, molecular function: zinc ion binding. NCBI's taxonomy places the organism in Eukaryota, Metazoa, Arthropoda, Insecta, Hymenoptera, Braconidae. The record is from RefSeq and is a predicted model, not a curated record.